GUCAUCGACUUGGUAGUAUACGCGAAGAAGAGCUAGAAAAAAAAAUACACGAUGCUAUUAAAUCCAAAGCUGAAAUUAACAAGCUUAGCAAAAAAUUACAGGAUAAAUAUAUAAAACAAAUGAAGGCUUUUGAUCGGGAAAGAAAGAGGUGA
Messenger RNA from Dentiscutata erythropus, 152 nucleotides. Lineage: Eukaryota; Fungi; Glomeromycota; Glomeromycetes; Diversisporales; Gigasporaceae. The record is from the annotation of a GenBank genome assembly.